ACGAGCACACUCGGCUGUCAUCCUUACUCGACUACAGCCCAUCUCUCUGCGACUGUGGUUUUCCUCGCUUCGGAACAUGGACACGCUUUAAGGCGCACCGCCCAGGCUCGUCCACUCAAAUACCCCAAAUUCGUCCUUCUGUCGGCUCAAUAUAGAGUAGUAAUGAUGGAGUAUUGGAGACAGUGCGCGCUGUGGUUGAUCAACUGCAAGGUGCUUCCAGCAAAUCAUCGGGUUACGUGGGAGACUGCGCAAGUAUUCGACUUGGCCCAAACCUUGCGAGAUGGGGUGCUUCUCUGCCACCUCCUCAACAACCUCAAGGCCCACUCUAUCAACCUGAAGGAGAUCAACCUGCGACCUCAAAUGUCACAGUUCCUGUGCCUGAAGAACAUCAGGACCUUUCUGGCGGCAUGCAAUGACAUAUUUGGCAUGAAGAAAAGUGAGCUGUUUGAGGCUUUUGACCUUUUUGAUGUCAGGGAUUUUGGAAAGGUGAUGGACACACUUUCUAAGCUUUCUCACACACCGACUGCACAACAAACUGGAAUCAGGUCUUUCCCUACUGAAGAAAGUGUUGAAGAUGAGGACAUCUACAACCACCUUGAGGACUUAAUAGAUGAGAACGGGGUGGAAGAUGAGGAGGAUCUGUAUGACUGUGUGUAUGAUGAUGAAGAGGGCGGCGAAAUCUACGAGGACCUUAUGAAAACGGACGCUCUCGUUCCCCAGGUGUUCCAAAAACAGGCAGAGAUUGACAUCAGGAGCUGCUGUUUGACAGAGAUCAAGCAGACAGAAGAGAAAUUUUCUGACACACUGGAUUCUAUAGAAAAGAACUUUAUGACGCCUCUCACUGUGUUUUUAUCCACGGCCGAGAUGGAAAAAGUGUUUGUGAAUAUUCCGGACCUGGUGAAAGUUCACAAAUGUUUACUGCAGGAAAUUCAAGACUCUGUCCAACACAGAAGUGCCCAAAAUCUUCACCAGAUCUUUAUUGCUUUCAAAGAAAGAUUGCUAAUCUAUGGGAAAUACUGCAGCGAUGUGGAAACAGCAAUUGCCACUCUAGACAGCAUAUGCAAAGACAGAGAGGACGUACGGAUGAAACUUGAGGAGUGUUCUAAAAGAGCCAAUUAUGGUAAAUUCACUUUAAGGGAUUUGCUGGUGGUUCCCAUGCAGCGGGUCUUGAAGUACCACCUCCUUUUGCAGGAGCUCGUUAAGCACACUCAUGAUGCCACAGACAAGAGCAACCUGCGGAAGGCAUUAGAUGCCAUGAAGGACUUGGCCCAGUAUGUCAAUGAAGUCAAGAGAGACAAUGAGACGCUGCGUGAAAUAGAUCAAUAUCAAAAAUCCAUUGAAAACCUGAAUCAGCCUCUGAGUAACUACGGGCGACCCAAAGGUGACGGUGAAGUACGGGUGGCCUCAGUUGACAAACGUGCUAAACAGGACCGGCAUAUCUUCUUGUUCGAUGCUGCUGUUAUUGUUUGUAAGCGACGAGGAGAUAACUACGAGAUGAAAGAUGUGAUAGACCUGCACCUCUUUAAGAUCACGAACAACCCCACAUCAGAUCGGGAGAACCGAAAGUGGUCCUACGGAUUCUACCUCACUCAUAACCAGGGCCAGAAUGGCUUUGAGUUCUUCUUUAAGACCAAAGAGCUGAAAAAAAAGUGGCUGGAGCAGUUUGGCAUGGCCAUAUCCAAUAUUCAUCCUGAGCAUGCAACAAACAAUUUCCACGAGUUUCAUAUGCAUACUUUUGAAAGAAUUACCUCCUGCAAUUCUUGCCACAUGCUACUGAGGGGCAUAUUUAACCAGGGCUACCUAUGCUCUAAGUGCGGUCUAGGCGCUCAUAAAGAAUGCCUUGGCCGCCUGGGCUGCUGUGGGAAAACAGAUCCCGGCUCCAUCAGAACUCAGAUCAAAGACCGAGAUCCAGGUCUGCCCAAGAUGAUGGUGAUCAGAAACUACUUUGGUGUGCCCAGCCCUACUUCUGGUCCAGCCCUCAGCAUCCAGACGGGUGACAUCAUCGAAUUAAUCUGUGCCGACCUUCACAGCCCCUGGUGGCAGGGCAAAAUCCUGUCAACAAAAGAAGUUGGCUUCUUUCCAAGCGACGCUGUGAAACCAUGCCCAUGUGUCCCAAAGCCCAUUGAUUACUCCUCUCAACCAUGGUUUGCGGGACCAAUGGAACGACUUCAGGCAGAGGCAGAACUCAUCAACCGGAUCAACAGCACCUACCUUGUCCGCCAUCGCAGCAGAGAGUACACAGAGUACGCCAUCAGCAUUAAGUACAACAACGACGUGAAGCACAUAAAGAUCCUGACCAAGGAGGGCUGCUUCCACAUCGCAGAGAAUAAGAAGUUCAGGAGUCUGUUUGAGCUGAUUGAGUACUACAAACAGCACUCUCUAAAAGAAGGUUUUAGGAGUCUGGACACCACUCUGUUGUACCCAUACCGCAACCUGGAGAAUUCUGCAAUGCAUCGUCUCAACCGUUCUGGUGGCAGCACCCCAUUGCUCUGCGGCCUCUCUUUUGUAACCCCUGCCGGCUACAGCUUUGUACCUCCUUCCUCUGCCCCCUUCUGGUCAGUGUUUACUCCGAAAGUGAUUGGCGUUGCCAUCGCGCGGUACGAUUUCAGUUCACGUGACACACGAGAGCUAUCGCUGCAGGAGGGUGACGUGGUGAAGAUUUACACCAAGUCCGGUGCCAACGGGUGGUGGAGGGGCGAGGUCAAUGGAAGGAUUGGCUGGUUUCCAUCCACCUACGUAGAGGAAGGCGAGUAGUGAGCGGACCAAUGAAGACAAACGACACCAUUCAAAUCAAUGAGUUGACAGCCAGCGGAGCCUUGUUGCUUUUAUCCAUCCAGAGGCCUUGAGGAACUAACAAAAAGGGCUGCUGAACACUGCUGACGCAAGGACAGCCCACUCCAUUCUGCUUGGUUUGCCAUGGCUAAGUAACUCCUCCGUCUACAAGUAGCAGCUUGCCUGUCAGCGGGGCACGCAAGCUCGCCAGACGCCUAGCCAUCCAUAAUAUCCCGCCUCUUUCUGCCUGAACCACAGACCCCGAAUCCCACCUGUUUCUGCUUGCCAACUUGGCAUGUCAAAAAGCAGCAACUCACACGCCAUUCUUCCAAUUCAUGCGCUCACUCAUCCAUUCGCCACACAGGCACUCCUUCCGCCUCUCGUGGGAAUGGUGUCAUCUGAGCUGGAAAGGACCCUGUAAAAAAAAAAAAAAAACUGUUUAUUCUCACUUUCUCUUCCCAUUUUGAAGAAUUUUCGGUAGGUUUGACCUUGCUGGUGUUUUUUCCAUUAAUAACGGUGCGUAUUGAUGACUUGAUGGCUCACACAGGUGCAGCAGCCACCCCUCUAAGUCCCUCUUUGAUUGUCAUCGCUGCACUUCCACUCAUACAGGAGAUGAAAGAUAACAGCCGUGUGUGCGCACAAUGCGAACAAGUGAUGGCUCUUGUUCCUAUUUUCCUCUGGCUGCUCGCAUUCGUUAUCUCCGAGGCAGACUCUCGUGUUUUCGCCUGUGUUGGCCGUUAGUGAUCCGCUUGCUUAUCGCUGGCAAAAGCCCAUUCGCGGGAGGCUUUAUCUUAUAGGAGGUAUUAGGGGCCUGUUGGGGAGAACACGCCACAGUCUUCCGGCUACCUGACCCGAGAGGAAAUCAGCCCUUUGACUUAUGUUACGGCCAUUUGUUAUUUACAUGCCCGUUUUUGGCAAAAACAAAUAAAAACCAAUAAAAGGGCAUGCACACUAAAAUACAUAUAUUGUACUUAAGCUGGUUUGUAUUGGCUCCCAUUUUCGUUUUUGUAAAUUUCACACUUGACCUCUAUAAUAAUAUAGCAUGAGUUAUAUUAAAACAUUGUCCAAUAAAUAGCAUUAAGAGGCACUGUGUAUUGGUGUAGGGGAAAAUUAGGCCACCAUUUAAAUGAAUAUUAGUCAGUCUUAGGGAGUUUAGUUAAUGAAUGUUUUAUUUGUUAAUUGGGCAUACACUGCUGGCCAAAAGUAUUGGCACCCCUGCAAUUCUGAGAGAUACUGCUCAAUUUCUCCCAGAAAAUGAUUGCAUUUAAAAUGUUUCGGUAGUAAUAUCUUCAUUUAUUUUGCUUGCAAUGAAAAAACACAAAAGAGAACAAAUACAAAAAUUAAAUCAUCAUCUUUUUCCACAAAACUCCAAAAAUGGGCCGGACAAAAGUAUUGGCACCCUUUGAAAAAUCAUGUGAUGCUUCUCUAAUUUGUGUUAUUAACAGCACCUGUUACUUACCUGUGGCAUAUGACAGAUGGUGGCAAUAACUAAAACACACGUGCAGCCAGUUAAAAUGGAUUAAAGUUGACACAACCUCUGUCCCGUGUCCUUGUGUGAACCACAUUGAGCACGAAGAAAAUAAAAAGAAGACCAAUGAACUGAGGACUUCAGAAGCAAAAUUGUGAGGAAGCAUGGGCAAUCUCAAGGCUACAAGUCCAUCUCCAAAGACCUGAAUGUUCCUGUGUCUACCGUGCGCAGUGUCAUCAAUAAGCGUAAAGCUCCUGGCACUGUGGCUAAUCUCCCUAGAUGUGGACGGAAAAGAAAAAUUGAUGAGAGAUUUCAACGAAAGAUCGUGCGGAUGGAGUAUAAAGAACCUCGACUAACUUUCAAACAAGUUCAAGCUGUCCUGCAGUCUGAGGGUACAACAGUGUCAAGCCGUACUAUCCGUCGGCGUCUAAAUGAAAAGGACUCUAUGGUAGGAUACCCAGGAACACCACACUUCUGACCCAGAGACAUAAAAAAGCCAGGCUGGAGUUUGCCAAAACUUACCCGAUAAAGCCCAAAAUUUUUUGGGAAGAAUAUUUUAAACAAAGGGGGAGCUUUUUGGAAAAACACAUCAACAUAGAGUUUACUGGGAACAAAACGAGGCCUUCAAAGAGAGGGAACCCCACAGUCAAACUUAGUGGAGGUUCCCUGAUGUUUUGGGGUUGCUUUGCUUCCUCUGGCACUGGACUGCUUGACUGUGUGCAUUGCAUUAUGAAGUCUGAAGACUACCAACAAAUUUUGCAGCGUAAUGUAGGGCCCAGUGUGAGAAAGCUGGGUCUCCCUCAGAGGUCAUGGGUCUUCCAACAGGACAAUGACCCAAAACACAACUCAAAAAGCACUAGAAAAUGGUUUGAGAGAAAGCACUGGAGACUUCAAAAUUAGCCAGCAAGUAGUCCAGACCUGAAUCCCAUUGAACACCUGUGGAGAGACCAUUUUUUGGGUUUUGUGUUAAAUGAUCAUGUUUUUUUUUUCAUUCUCUUUUGUGUUUUUUCAUUGAAAGCAAAAUAAAUGAAGGUAUUACUACCAAGGCAUUUAUAAUUGCAAUCACUUUCUGGGAGAAAUUGAACAUUAUCUGAUAGAGGUGUGCAAAAUUUCCGAUUCUUAGAUUAUUCGCGAUUCGGCCGUGGAAGAUUCGAGAACGAUUCACAAACAUCCAAAUUAAAAUAUGCGAAGUAAAGCGGAAGUACACAACACUCAGCGCGCUGCGCGGUCUUCGGGACGGAACGGAGCGAGAGUAGCUACACAUCAUGCUUCCCAGUACCCGGCCCCUCGGGUAAUGCCAAUGCUCAACUCACGGCUCUAGCUCAACUCAUGCAACGAGAUAAAAAAAACACAACAACAUACCUGACUGCUGCCGAAAAGCUGCGACAAAGUACAUCCAUAUAAUGUUACGGUGGAUAUCAUUUAUAUAGGACUAGAUGCAACAUAGAUUUGGUUGUGUUAGCAGCACAUCUACUAAAAGUUAGAUGCGGGCGUUAUAAACGGCCGCCAUCUUAAAGCAGUACACUUCCCUGCAAGCCUGUUGUAGCGAACCUUCCAAGCAAACCUAAUUAACUUUUUAUCUAAAAUACUCCUAAAUCGGUAAAAUAUUGACUUGAAUCUAUCUUUAAAAUAGUUUUAAAACUUUCACAUGUCGAAAGUAGACAAAAGGGAAAUUAUGGAAUAACGGGAGCAAUUUUAACAAAUUUAACGGUUGAUUCACAACAUAAAAUUAAUUGAAUGUAGUUUAAAGCUGCUGAUACAGAAUGGGGACUGGAGUUUUUUAUUUAAUGUUAUUUUUGUAUAUUUGUUUACUGCUAUAUGUUAACUUGAUACUGAAAUAGUAGUGUGGUGUAGCCUGAGAGUAUUUUGAGCAAUUUUGGAACUAAUGUACAAAACAUUUAAAAAAAAGAGAGAAAAAAAGGAGGGGGGUGCAUCAAUAAUCGUUUUAUAAUCGAAUCGGAGCCUCUGAAUCGUAAUCGAAUCGUUAGGUGCCCAAAGAUUCCCAGCUCUAUUAUCUGACAUAAUUGCAGGGGUGCCAGUACUUUUGGCCAGCAGUGUAUAUUAUUAUUAUUAUUUUUUUUUUUUCCAGCAAAAUCAAGUGACCUUGCUAGAACCAUUGUUUACAAGGGGAAUUUUAUAUACUUUAUGCAUUCAUUCCAGCUAAUUCAUGUAUAUUCCCAUAGACUUACCUUAAUAAUAGCAACAUGAAAAAUCCCCUACUCAAAAACUGCAUCAUUUUAUUUAUGUAUUUUGACUACAUGUUCCACUUUCUCCUAUUCCACAAAUACCAGCUUCCACACUUAGACACACGUGUGACAUUUUAAAAACGUCAACCCUCUUUUCACCUUUUUUUCCCUAUGAAGAGGCUAGGGUACAUGUUAAAAUUCAUGGAAAGGACAAAACACAUAAUGUACAUAAGAUAAUGUAGAUUAUUCAGUGCACGCACCAUCGCACGGUCCAAAGGUGACAUUGAGGUAGAGCCACUUGUUAGUCAAAAGUCACAGACUUUAUGUGACGAACAGAUGGACCCCGCCUCUGGAAAGGCACCUUAGGGCGUCGUGACCUCAUGGUGUGUGAGGCCCCAGGCUAUCGUGCCGCAAGUGAUUUUCUAAGAUGCGCACAUAUUUGUAAAAUAUGCUGUUCCCUCAUUAUUAGAUAUGUUGUGUUUGGAUAAGAUAAAUGCAAAAAAAGCUACUUGGUCACCGUUUUCAUAUUUGUUUGUGUUCUGCACUCUUGGCUUAUACUUGUUCAUAUAUUUGACAAACAUGUAGGUCCACAAGUCACCACUAGAUGGAAGCCUCACUCAUUCAUGGGCGGUCACCUUCAGCAUGAUAAACUUAAGGAAUGACAUCAUUUUAGUAUUUAACAGUGACAUUUCAAUAAGUCAUUAUUAGAUGAGUGAACAAGACCAUUCUGAUGUUCUCAGUUUUCCACAUAUUUCAUAGUUGGUUUCCAGAAAUAGCCUUUCUAAUAAGAACCGCUUACCUAUUUUUACCCUUUGGUGAACUUAACAGCCUACAGGCUCCGGAAAGUCAAAUCCUUACUGUCUAGUCGACCAUGAAGAAGCAGACCCUCUCAGGAGACACCGUGUGGGCUUCUCUAUUGGUAGAGUGUGGUAAUCUACUCCCACUCUGCUUCUCUGUCCAAAUGAAGUGUGACGGCGUUCGUUCCAAGUGUUUUUGGAUUAAUUCAAAACAUUUAUUUAAAGGUUCGAGGCUAUUCACGAUCUAAUCAUUACACCAUUUCUACAAUAUGUUAUCCUGCUUUAUAACCCUUUGUCACUUCCUCUCUCACUCCUCCUAGUGUUACCAGUCACUCUUGUCCCCACCUAUCUUCAAUACAAUCUACGUCCUCCCAUUUUCACUGUAAAUUCUGUCCCUCACAUGAUGCUCUGAGGUGUGUUGUGGUGUGAUGCUUCAUAAACAACCAUAGCAAAACGUUUUGAAAUGGAAUUAUAAAAUUGAUUUUACCAACCCGGUUAGUAGAUGUCCUUCAAAUGUCAUCUUUUUCCCACCCAAGAAGUCACCCUGCGUUGUGUGCUAGUGCACGUUUCACUGAUUUGAGUUUGUGUGUGCUCUGUUAUUGAACCAAAGAUGUACUGUAUGCUGUGUUUACUGUACAGUCAAUAUUGUUGUCUUAUACCAUGGUACAACCACUGUGGCCUAAAUUACAAAUAGCUCAGGCCUGUGUAGCAUUCCCCCUGUAAUUUUUUUUACUGUAUCAUAAUGUAAAAUAUGUUUAUAGUAUAAAAUAAAAAUAAAAAUACGUUGAUUAUUCUAAUGUGGUGUCAUUCAUUUGUACGGCACGGAAUUGUUACAUUAUAUUAGGGAUGUCCCGAUCCGGUCAUGUGAUCAGAAAAUCGGGUUGAUCCCGUCAUUUUUCAGAGGAUCGGAAUUGGGUAAAAAAAAUACAGUAUAUUGU
This is a messenger RNA of Corythoichthys intestinalis (scribbled pipefish), 8161 nucleotides long. It is a transcript of the gene vav3a, whose product is annotated as guanine nucleotide exchange factor VAV3. Gene Ontology annotation, cellular component: cytoplasm; plasma membrane. The record is from RefSeq and is a predicted model, not a curated record. Bases 163 to 2754 code for a protein of 863 amino acids. NCBI's taxonomy places the organism in Eukaryota, Metazoa, Chordata, Actinopteri, Syngnathiformes, Syngnathidae. Gene Ontology annotation, molecular function: protein binding; guanyl-nucleotide exchange factor activity. The transcript has 28 exons. Gene Ontology annotation, biological process: cell migration; regulation of GTPase activity; intracellular signal transduction.